UCGGGUCGGCACACGGGUUGGUUCAACUCGGAUGUCCUAGGGCAACGACGUCGUUAAAAGAAUAGAGUAUCUUAUCUUCCAAGGUUGUCGUUUUAACCUCCCCGCCAUCGGCCGUCGGUCUAAUGCUCAUUCAUCUUCCUCAAUAAGCUUCGGAGUGGAGCAGCUUAGCUAUACUAUGAGGCAUGGACUGUGGAUAAGGUACACAGAGAAUCAAAAGCCCUUUACUUUCUUCAGAUAUUGCUUUUGAUUAAAGUUUUGUUGUUUCUCUGCAACCUGUUUUAUGCCUUCGAAUUCAGUUUUCUGAUUUUGAAGUUAAGUGAAUACAAUAAUGUCCACAAAUUUAACAAGGGGCCAAGCAUUUCCCUUGGCUUUAAGGAUUUGUUCAAGACCCAGAUGCUCUAAACCAUUCAACACCUCAAAGCCCCAAUCUUUACAAAUUGGUUCUCUUCCAAAACCCCCUCUAAACCUUACUUGGGGGAAGCUCACUAAACCCUCAUGUGGGUCUGGUCAGAAAAUGUAUGGGAUGUCCCAUUUGGUUCAUUUUUCAACCGAUUCCUGUUGUAAGAUCCUAGAAAGUGGCGUUCUUGCAAAACCCAGAAGCGUCUCUAGCGGAUUCAGGCUUAAAAAUGCCACACAGAAUUGGCUUUUGAUAAGAGGUAGAGCCUUUUCGAGUUGGUCUGGUCAGAAAGUUAAUGGAGGGAGCAGUGUGGCAAGAGCUGGUAAAAGACUCCCGUGGUUGCCGGCAAACAAAACUAAGGGAGCAAAAGGAUUGGAGAAAGCAACUACUGCUAAGACAUCUAUUUCUUCUUGGGAGGAAUCUGCUAAGAGGUUAGAGGAAGUUAAUGAUAAUGCUUCUUGGGGAGAAUCAGCAAGGAGCUUGGAUGGAGACAGUAGUAAGUCCUCUUGGGACAAAUCAGCAAAGAGUUUAGAGGAAGCACCAAAGUUGAAAGCUGGUCGUUCUUCUUGGGAGGUGUCAGCGGAAACUUAUGUUAGGAGAAGUGGCCCAUCAGAACGGGGGAGAAAAGAAAGUAGAACUGGCAUGGUAAGUAUGGCACAUGACCGGCAAAGUGAUUACCGCGGGAGGGAGAAAAGAUUGGAGGAAGCCAAGACAGAAGGAGAUGAAAAAGAAGAAGAAAUGGAGGCUGUUGAUGAUCCAAGGUGGGAUCGUAUUCAAAACAAGUUCAGGGGAAUGGAAGAUGUUAAAUCUGGACGUGACAGACCUGAGUUUCGAAGGUGGAAUAGGCAGGAAGAUUGGGGUAAGAAGACAUGGAAAGAGGCUACAGAAUCGUCUGUGCCUAGGAUGAUUGGCCAAGGUGUUUAUGGGGUUGGUCCAGUUUUGGCUGCUUUGUCGGCUGGAAGAAGAGAAUUUUAUGCAUUGUAUAUUCAAGAAGGGUUGGAUUUGAGCAAAAAUAAUAGGAAGAAGAAGGACAAGAAGGGAUUUGAGAGAAUUUUGAUAAUGGCUGAUAAGCUUGGAUUAAGUGUAAAGGAUGUGUCCAAGCAUGAUCUUAAUAUGGCUACUGAUAAUCGACCUCAUCAGGGUCUCGUGCUUGAUGCUUCUCCAUUGGAGAUGGUAAAAAUUAAGGAAUUGGACCCUGUUUCAGUUGAGGAAGAUAAGUGUUCUCUUUGGGUUGCUUUGGAUGAGGUUACAGAUCCUCAGAAUUUGGGGGCAAUCAUCAGGUCUUCUUACUUCUUUGGAGCUUCAGGGGUGGUGUUAUGCGCCAAGAAUUCAGCCCCGCUUAGUGGUGUUGUGAGCAAAGCAAGUGCAGGCUCACUUGAGCUAAUGGAGUUGAGAUACUGCAAGAAUAUGAUGCAAUUCCUAACAUCCUCGGCUGAAAAUGGUUGGCGAGUUCUUGGAGGUUCUGUUUCUUCCAGAGCUAUACCAUUGAAUGAGGUUGUGCAUAGUGUGCCAACAAUUCUUGUUCUGGGCAGUGAGGGCACCGGGUUGAGGCCUUUGGUGGAAAAAUCUUGCACUGACUUGAUUAGAAUCCCUGGAAAUAUUCCUGUGGAUGUAAGUGCUGGUGGAGCUGAUGAUAUUGAAACUGGGGAAGUGAGUCAUGGGUGCUCAGCUGAAGAGUUCCGAUCAUUUUUGGCUGUGGAGAGCUUAAAUGUCAGCGUUGCAGCUGGUGUGCUUCUUCAUCACUUAACGGGAAACAAUAAUGAGAAAGAUGGUCAUGUGGUUAAUGAGCAGACUGGCGAACUUGAGUGAGAUUCUGUAGACACUUCACUGAUUUUGUUGCCCCACAUUUUUUCAUUUAAAUUAGUCCAUUAAAAUAGGAUAAUGCCCUUUCAUCAUAAACAUUGUAAGCUAUAUUAGCACUUUUUUGAGCUUUAUCUAAAACAGAGAGUAGGUUUACAAUUUUGAUUUUCAUUAAA
This is a messenger RNA of Prunus mume (Japanese apricot), 2373 nucleotides long. RefSeq names its product tRNA/rRNA methyltransferase (SpoU) family protein. Gene Ontology annotation, cellular component: chloroplast. Gene Ontology annotation, molecular function: rRNA (guanine) methyltransferase activity; RNA binding. Gene Ontology annotation, biological process: rRNA methylation. Lineage: Eukaryota; Viridiplantae; Streptophyta; Magnoliopsida; Rosales; Rosaceae. The record is from RefSeq and is a predicted model, not a curated record.